This is a messenger RNA of Naegleria lovaniensis, 2001 nucleotides long. RefSeq lists its product as uncharacterized. Lineage: Eukaryota; Heterolobosea; Eutetramitea; Acrasida; Naegleriidae. The record is from RefSeq and is a predicted model, not a curated record. The transcript has a single exon. The coding region runs from base 1 to 2001 and encodes 666 amino acids.
AUGUUUACAGCCUCCGCCAUUACUGAUGUCAAUCCAAGCACUGCGAACCAAACAUUGUCCAUUCAACAAAUUUCUGAAUUUUGGAGAGAUUUUCUAACCAUUUCCAGCGGAUCUUCAAUUUUGAAAGAGCUCAUUCCCAAAUACCAAAAUGUUAAAUUGACCAACAAUAUUCUUUAUGCACAGUAUCGUGGCUUUCCUUCUCGUUUUCACGCAGAAGUAUUUUACAACAUGGCCAAUGAAAGAUUGGAUUGUGAAAAUAUGAGUGAUUUUAUUUCUGCAUAUUUUUCCCUCUCAGAGAAGCCACAAGAAUUGAAAGAACUCUACAAUAGAAUUGUGAAGAGGAACAUCAAACAAUUGGCAACAUUUGUUGAUUCUGAAACACCUAAAAUAAUGAAGAGAAAGCUUUUGCAAGCUUCACCAGAACAUUUCAAAAGAAUUCCCUACAUUCUGAUUCAUGGAAGAUAUUUGCCUCAACAAGCAGCGUUCUUGCUGUAUCAUUGGCUGGAGUUUAUCGAACAAUCAUUAGAAAAUAGAGAGAAGGACAUUAUGAAUCGUGACGAGAAUGAAUGGAUUCCUCUUAUUUCUGCUCGAUUGACUCUGAUUCAAAGAUUAAAGAAGGCCAUCGUUUGGUAUACUCAUGGUGAGACUGACAAGAUUGAGAAUUACAUUAAUAGGAAAAAUAAUUCAGAUGUAAAACCAUCAUUAAGGGGAUCUUGUAUGCCCGAUCGAUUCAAACCCUUGAUUGCUCUUCCUAAAAUUAAUUUCCUAGUGGUCAAUAAGAUUUUGUCAGAUGCUGACUUGCAACCCAUUAGCAUUGAAAAUAUGAACACCAUUUCAGAGUAUUAUAAUUUAUUGGACACUUUAGAAAACCUAUGUGGUGUUGGAGAGCAGUGUGUUCUUAAAUACAUUUUGAGAAAUCGAAAGAAUUCUCCACCAACCAAAACGGCCGUGUAUUUCAAUCUUCUAAGCCAUGAAGAGAGAAAGAACAAGCUACAUAAGAGUUUAUGGCACUUUCGCAAGUAUAACAAGUGUUUGGCAAUUGUUGGCAAGUUGAGAGGAAGAUUGGAAACUUGUUUUGAUCCUUUCGUUACUGGACAAGCGGCUCGAGUCGAUAAGAGUGGAAUGAUGACUUUGAAUUUCAAAACUCAUCACUAUUAUUUCAACGAAAACAGUGUCGAGUCCAUUCUCAAGGGCAUUGAUAUUCCUUCGUUGAUUUUUUCUUGUGUUGCAGUGAGUUUAUUUUCAGUAAGAAAGCAAUUUACAUUAAGGAGCCAAAUGCAAGGUUCGUUAGAUCCAUUCUUGUCCUAUAUUCUAAACAUUUGCAAAAGUAGAGCAGGAGACACUCAAUGGGAUCUGAUCGCUUCAAUUCAUCCUUUGGAAGAUGUCAUGUGUAACUUGAACAAGGAAGAGGCUCAACACGUGUUAACACAAGUGAUUUCCUAUCAGAUUCCAUUGGCAAAAUUCAUGAAGGCUCAAUGGGAGAAAGGUGUUAAAGACUGUGUUCAAUCAAAUAUGAAAGUUCCUAGAUCUGGAUCGUCAUCAGUCAACUCCACAGGAUGGAAUGUUGUUGUGGGCGCUUAUUGCAACAGUCUAAGAUUCAUUAGAGCCCUAUCCCGUUCCUUAGAUACCAAGCCUCCCCUUCUAAUCAAAUCAAUGAGACUGACUGCAGCAGAUCAAAUGUAUUGGGCAAAAUUGUAUGGCCUUCCACUUUGCUCUGAUCUACUUGUCUUUCAAGCUUUGACAAGUAUUGGAAUUACUCCCUGGGAUAUUAUUUUAAACCAAGUUGAAAGCGUUUCUGCGGAACAAAUAAUCAAGAUUUGUGAAAAACAUAAGGUUGAUCCUUCAGGUUGGUUAGGUAUUCGUGAAUCAAAACAUCGAUACACAGACAAAUCUUCCACUGCAUAUCAAGACCAAAUCUGUGGUGUUUGUGUACCAAGUAUUCAAUACGUUCAAAUGAUUCUGAAAACAUUAGGAGCAUUUGGAUAUAAAUCUAAAAAUUGA